CUUUAGACUAUAAAACUUAUAAAUAAUAACAUUUUUCAUUUGAGCAAGAAAUUAUCUAUCUUUAUUUAUAUAAUAAAUAGAUUUUUGGAGAUUUUUCUUUUUUUUUAAAUAGUUCAAUUUUGAUAGUUCCGAUAAUAUUGAAGAUGAAAUGAAUUUGAUUCAUAUCCAUAGGAAUCCUUUCUUUCCUUUGGUAGAACCUGAAAUUUGUUCAAGCAUGCGUCAAUUUAGUAAUCCUUAAUAUAUAUAUAUAGAUAAUAUGGUAAAUUAGAUUUAUUGGUCUUGCUAUGAAAUUCUCUUGCGAAAAACCUCUAGCUUAUUGCUAUACUUCUAUGUAUAUUUUUUUUAAAUGAGUAAUAUAUUAAGAGAAAAAAUGAUUUUUGAAUUUUGCAUAGGAACAAGCCUUUUAUAAGAAUGAUUUCUUAUGAAAGUUUCAAUUCUUCUUGUUCUUCACAUUCUAAAAUAUAGCUAUAGCAACUAAUACUUUCACAAAAAAAAACAACUUCUUAUUAACUCUUAAAAGUCAAAGGAAGGUUUUUCUUGCAACAGAAAGAAAACAACCAUAAAAAUUGAGCUGAUGAAUUCUUAGUACAUUCAUACUUUGUUCUUAAUCUAGAAUUUACAUAAUGCCCUUAAGCAGAAAUUUUGCCAUUAAUCAGAUUAUAUAAUUCUUAAAUUGUUCUGAAAUUUUCAGUCAAAACUGAUACUUUAUUCUUGAGAUAUUGAACAUAGAAAAAAUCGGCAACAUUUUGCCAAAAAACUCAUAAAAUCCAACUUCUCUUCAACAUGCUGUAUUUUCAAGAGUAAACAAUAGUUGUUUAUUGAAAAAUUUCAGGGUAAUCUAAAUAGCAUAUGAGUUAUUUAUAAGUCAAAAUCCCUUUGUUUCAAUUUUUUCUUGAGGCAGACUAUCCCACAGAAGGAACAUUUUUCUUAAUGAUAGUGUCCUGCGUUAGUGGAAUAGUUUAAAAUUGAUGAGAUGAUUUCAUCAGAUACCUUAACAAUAUCACUUAAAAAAAACCAAAGCCACACGUCGCUUAUAUGAAUAAAAGAAUUAUAUUUUUUGCAUCUCUAUAUGAUUAUUAAGAUUAUUCUUAUAGUGAAAUUGAUUGAAAUUAUUCAAAUAUCCCUUAGAAGAAAUAUUGGGUUCUUAAGGGUUAAGAUUUGUCUCUAUGCAAAUUUUCAAAUCGAAAUAAUCUAACAGAUAUUUGUAUGAAAGAUUGAAUUAUUAUUUCAAUCUAUAGUUUUCUGUUUUAUUUUUGUUAUAAUGUACUUUUCUAAAUUUGUAUUUUAGCAAGUGUUAUGUUUGCAUUUAUUGAUCGUUCAAUUGUAAAAAAAGUUGUAAACUUUUUACCUCGAGUUGGUGUUGGUAGUCGUUAUGGUUUACCACAACAACGACGAACAUCAUUACCAUCAGCAAAACAAUUAUUUCGUUCAGCAAAUAUGACUCAACGACGGAAAAGACGAGAAACUUCAAAUUUUGAAUAUCUUAUGUAUCUAAACAAGAUUUAA
Molecule: messenger RNA, 1506 nt
Organism: Rotaria sp. Silwood1
Lineage: Eukaryota; Metazoa; Rotifera; Eurotatoria; Philodinida; Philodinidae
Source: the annotation of a GenBank genome assembly